Messenger RNA from Gadus chalcogrammus (walleye pollock), 1211 nucleotides. It is a transcript of the gene ttc36, whose product is annotated as tetratricopeptide repeat domain 36. The record is from RefSeq and is a predicted model, not a curated record. The transcript is spliced from 3 exons. Bases 129 to 692 code for a protein of 187 amino acids. Lineage: Eukaryota; Metazoa; Chordata; Actinopteri; Gadiformes; Gadidae. Gene Ontology annotation, molecular function: protein binding. Gene Ontology annotation, biological process: cilium assembly.
GCAAAAAAAAGGAAAAACAGGAGAAAAAGGGAACCAGCCCGAGUAGUGAGAAGGAGCCUCCACAUAGUUGUAAGAAUCCCUUCCCUUUUAUCCGCCUCUCCUCUCUGCUCCCCAGACGUUAGCGAGAGAUGGCUUCAGAACAUGACAGGGCGGUCCUCCAGGCUAUCUUCCACCCGGGCAGCCCGCUCGGAGACACCGGCCCGGCUCUGAACUCCGAGGAGGAACUAACAGACGACGACCGGGGCUUUGACGCGACGCGGCUCACUGAGGUGAAGGCGCUAGAGGCGCAGGGAGUCAAGUCGGCCGAGGAGGGGGACCUGCAGGCCGCUCUUCAUCACUUCAGCGGGGCCAUCCUCAUCCUCCCGGAGCGACCCUCUGCCUACAACAACCGAGCCCAGGCCCUGCGUCUCCAGGGCGACACAGCAGGUGCGUUGGCGGACCUGGACCGCGCCAUCUCCCUGAGCGGAGGCGUGGGACGCACGGCGUGCCAGGCACUCGUUCAGCGGGGACUGCUGCUCAGAUUAGCGCAGCGCGACGAGGACGCCAGGGGAGAUUUUGAGAAGGCGGCCGCUCUCGGCAGCGAGUUCGCCAGACAGCAAGCCGUGGCGCUCAAUCCGUACGCCGCCCUUUGCAACCGCAUGCUAACAGAGGUGAUCAACAAGCUCCGCCACCCAGAAGUGUCCCAGACAUAAUUUGUUUUCCUUAAUGUGAUGUGAAUGAAAGUGUAAACGGUUGCGGCUGGUUACUUCAACGUUAUUUUACCUGAUGCCUGAAUACGUUAACAAUGGGCCAAAGAUCAAAUUGAGAUAAUAAGCAAACGUUACGUCUGUGAAUGUUUACGUUGCAGCGUGGCACUCUGUCUCGCUUUGUUUCAUUAAAAACCUGAUUGUCUUUUCACUAAUUCUUUAUUUGCGUGUGGCUAUAGUUGUUUUUUUUUCAAUACUAGAAUUUAUUUUAAUUAUGGUAAAUUAGGAGAGAUAAAAAAUUCCUGUCGCGAAUUAUUUUAUUAAUUAAUAUUAUUAAAUGUUACCUGAUGGCUUCCCGUAGUGCAUCUGUCAAUCAUGAGAUGCUAUGGAUAUUUAAUGAUGCAUAGCAAUCUUUAGCUCUAAUGUUUAAAAGUGACAUGCAGCCUGUCAACACAAAUGUUGUGAGUGAGUUCUAUUAAAAAUAACAAAUCACGAGCCUUCGUUUUAAGUUGAACACACUAAAAA